Molecule: messenger RNA, 2211 nt
Organism: Branchiostoma floridae (Florida lancelet)
Lineage: Eukaryota; Metazoa; Chordata; Leptocardii; Amphioxiformes; Branchiostomatidae
Exons: 2
Coding region: 82-726 (214 amino acids)
Source: RefSeq, a predicted model, not a curated record
UUCCGAGUGCCACACCUGGCCCGCGCGCCAAAGCCAGGUGGAAUCUUUUUGUUCCACUGACCCCAGCUGAAAGCAUAGAUUAUGCUAAUGAAGAUAGGGGGCUUGGGUAUAAAUAUAAGGUCCAGAAUAGAGAAAUACGUCUUUCUUACUGGGGAGGAGCCGGGAGGGAGGCAUAUGUAUCAGCAUGUCGCAAGUACCCCAACAACCACGGGCGGGAGGCAUACGGGCGGCAGCGGCGGCUGUCGCGGCGGCACCACAGCAACCGAACCUGCAGGCACCACCGGCAGCGCCCCCGCCAGCCCAGGGAGGGCCUCCGGUAGCAGCAGCGGUGCAGGGCGGUCAGCAACAAGCAGCGGCGGUGGCAGCGCCUCCUGGUCAGCAGGCGGGGCCGCAAGCGGCGGGAGCAGUACCCCCAGCGCCGCAGGGACCACAAGCGGCCAUAGCAGCACCGCAGGGACCACAAGCGGCCAUAGCAGCGCCACAGGGACCACAAGCCGCCGCAGCCGCCAUACCAGCUCCUGGCGCGGUUCCGGGCGGACAGAUUCCGCAGGCAGUGGCUGCACAUAUUCCGGCGCCGCAAGCUCAGGGUGCAGCGGGAAAUGCGCCUCAGGAGGAGUUAUGGCAGUUAGUGAGGACCAUACAAACAACUGUAGAUGGAAUAUCAAGGGGGAGAAGAAGUGUCGACUCUAUCUUACAAGAUUUGAGAAGGAUUGCUGCAAGGCCUGACGAUCUGUUUGAAGCAUCUACGACACUACAACUGGUAGACGAUCUCAUAGAGGCGGCGACAAGAGAGAAACACAAAAAAUUGGAGGAGUUCCAAGCCUCGGCAGAGGAACUGAGGGAACACAGGAACAGUAGUAGGUUAAAGAGAGCUGUGAAAGAGGUGUUCUCUUCAGAAGUAGUGCGUAAAGUCAAUAAAAGAUUGGCCCCAAUUUUUGGCGAUGAUUCCAAUUCUGACACCCAAUCUAGCACUUCGGUGAUACAGGCAGCACCAGUGCAAGCUUGGCCUGUACCAGUACAGAAUGCACAGUUCCCAGGGCAGAACUUCCAGUUUCCAGUACACACACAGUUUCCGGCACAAAACUUUUCCAUGCAGAACCCACAGUUCCCGUUCCAAAAUACACAGUUUCCUCUGGCUAUGCAUAACACACAGUUUCCCAUGCAAAAUACACUUUUUCCCAUGCAAAACACACAAUACCCCAUGCAAAACACACAACUCCCCAUGCAAAAUACCCAGUUUCCCAUGCAAAGCACUAUGUUUCCGAUGCAGUACCCACAAGUUAUGCAGCAACCUCAGGGUUUGGUCUUGCCUCAGCCACAAGUUAUGUCUGUACAUAAAAGUUCUGGGAGAAGUGGUAAUAACAGGAGGUGUUACGAAUGUGGUAGUUACAACCACUUGGUGGCUAUGUGCCCACGGCUCAAGCGAUACGGUCAGUAUCAGAGAGGCUCAAAAGAAAAGCAAGUAGGAAAGUGAUGUAUUGAAGAGUGUUAGAAGGAUCUUGAACAAUGUAAUGAAGAAUUUGUUUGCUCUGCCUCAUGAUAAUUCACGCUCAAGUUGUUAUUGAUUUAGAGUUACAGAAAGAUGAUCUUUCGGCAUUAUAUGAAGUUUUCUCAUGAUAUUAGAGCCGCAUUUAUAGGUGUUGGUAAAGAUGAGUCAUGACUAUCUUUUGAAGAUUAUUAAUGAUGGUAGAGCUGAGUUUGUAGAAAGAUGAUUGUAUGAGCCUUAUUUAAAAGUUUUGUUAAUGAUCCUUAGAGCCGAGUUUACGUGAUUGGUAGAAAGAUGAUUUUGUGAGCGUUAUGUGAAGAUGUUAAUGGCGCUUAGACCUGAGUUGACAUGUGGUAAAGAUGAUUUUGUGCUUUAUAUGAAGAUUGAUGUUAAAGCGGCGUUUAUAUGUGGUCGAAUAUAGAGAGUAUUUAUAAGCCUUACAUGAAGAUAUUUGUUAAUGAUGUCUAUGAUAUAUUUGUGAUGGUAGUAACAUAUCUAUUUUUGGUAAGAUGUUUUUGAGAUAUGUUCAGUGAAAUAGUUGAUUUUUGGUGUGACCCGGAACGGACAUGGUAUGAGCGUCAAUCUGGUUUCAAAUGUUCCUACAAGAGUUGUUAAAGCCUGUAGAACAAGUGCGGUGGCUUUGUAUCAAAUCAAGUGUUGUUGAAAUUUGGUCCAGUUUGACAAAGUUGUAUAUAUUAAAGUUUGAGUAUUUUUUCAUAUACAAA